Molecule: messenger RNA, 1051 nt
Organism: Tribolium madens (black flour beetle)
Lineage: Eukaryota; Metazoa; Arthropoda; Insecta; Coleoptera; Tenebrionidae
Gene: vir-1
Exons: 5
Coding region: 121-888 (255 amino acids)
Source: RefSeq, a predicted model, not a curated record
CUUUUAUAUUUGGUCGGCUGAAAUUGGUUUUCUGCACAAGCAGAAGCGACUCGCGUCGAAGUGACUGAGCGGUUUCAGCGCAAGUUUUUUUUCACAAAAUUUUCGAAUUUUUUUGACAAAAUGAGAGUGACUGGAGUGGUUGUUGCUUUGGCCUUUUUGGCGACAGUUUGUGCUCUUCCAGCCAAAAAAGAGGAAGUAGAGUUUGUCCCACUCGAGGAACAAGGGGGUGGUGGUAUUGUCGACACGGGGGUCAUCGGUGGUGGACCAUGGCUCAGACCCUUUGAUGGUCUUUUCGAAAGUCUUGCAGGAAUGAUGGCCCGUAUGAGACAACAAAUGGAGUACCUUUUGAAUAGGUUACCUGUUGGUAACCACACAUCAGGAGUUGCUGCACCUUUCCCAGCUUUCCCUGAUCUCGAUUUGGGUAAAGGCAACACAACUUCUGUUACUAAAAUAAUCGAUGGUCACAAGGUCGUUAUUAACGAAACUGAAUACAAACAUGAGGGAGAUCUCGGUGGGGCCUUCUUCAAAGUGCGUAUUAUUGACGUUCUGCCCGAUUCUAGCGAAUUAACAACUGAGAAAAACGCGGAAGAAAUAACUACAAAAGAUAUCGAGUCGGUUGAGAGCAGUUUCGAAAAUGAAAUUCCGAAAAAUAAAGAAAUCGAGGUCUUCAAUGGUGAAACUUUCGACGAACCUGAUGGCGAAUGGAGCAAUCUCGAAACGAUGAAUAGUAUCGAAGAUAAUUCGAUCGAAUACAGACCGCCCGAUUUGAGUCGGGAUACUUACGUUAAUCAGAUAUUAGCCGAAGCGGGUGCGCCGACUAAUCCAGACGCCGAGGUUUUCGCGAUCGACUCGACAAAACCCUUUGAGAAAAUUACAAGUCCGAGAUAGUUGAGGGGUUUUGAAGGAAGAAAGACUGAUUGGAGAUCGGAGACUACCAAAGAUCCUAUUUAUGUGUUUUAUUUAUUUAUUCCGUUUUUUUACUUGUGUACUAAUCGAUUUGUUGGAGAUGACUAUUUAUUUUUAUUUAAUAAAUCAUUCAUGCUUUUCGUAA